Molecule: messenger RNA, 881 nt
Organism: Lolium perenne
Lineage: Eukaryota; Viridiplantae; Streptophyta; Magnoliopsida; Poales; Poaceae
Product: auxin-responsive protein IAA33
Biological process (GO): regulation of DNA-templated transcription
Cellular component (GO): nucleus
Source: RefSeq, a predicted model, not a curated record
GAGUAGCAGCUAGCUCCUCAGUCCCAUCAUGGAUCAUCACCGGCCUCCUAUAAAUCCGCCCGCACUCCGGCCGCAACAAAACACAAAUCAGCAAGACCAGGCCCUCCCGAAAACCCCACACGCAACCGCCCUCCACAAACUCCGGCGACCUCUUCUUCUUCCUCAGCGGUCCGGCCAUGAUGAGCGGCGGCAAUGGUGCGGGACCCAGCAGCUCCAGCUUCGAGCGGCACACGAAGCGGCGGCCGCCGGCGCCGGACAGCGAGAGGCGGAAGCUGCUGCGGCUGUCGUCGGUGCAGGAGGAGGACGUGCUGGCGGCGGGCGUGGUGCCGCCGGUGACGGUCGUCCUGGACGGGCGCUGCAUCUGCCACCGCGUCCACCUCAGCACGCACACCGGGUACCGCAGCCUCGCGGCCGCGCUCCGGCGCAUGUUCGUCGACGACGAUGACGCGGACGCCGCGCAGGCGGCUGGAGGCGAGGGCCUCCAGCUGGACCUGUCCAAUGCCGUGCCGGGGCACGUGGUGGCGUACGAGGACAUGGAGGACGACCUCCUCCUCGCCGGCGACCUCAACUGGAAAGAUUUCGUCCGUGUGGCGAAGAGGAUCCGGAUAAUCCCGGCGAAACCGUCGAACCGAAGGAUCAAGCAGUGAGGAGGAUGGACAUGGACUAGUUAAUUUAGCCCGAUGAAUCAUCACGUACGUACGUAGUAUUCACGUGUAAUUAAGCAACACCUCUGCUAGUGCUGGGCCGCUUCAUUCCACUUCAGUCUCAGCUCAGCUCUGCUGAAAAACGAUAUAGCCUGCAGCCUGUGUCUUCUUCCUCAGCCGAUCGUUUGCAAUUUUCUUCGCACGAAUGUCAAUAAGAAAAUGAAACUUGUUGCCUUC